AUGCAAUCACCCGCGAGCAGCAUCCAAUCCCCUCGGCCCCAGGGGAGACCCCCCGCACAGCCGCAAGUGCCCUUCGACAAGGAACUGAUGGCCUCACUUCACGUCCUCCUCAACCAGCUGAAUGAGGUCGAGCGCCAGGGGCUCGUCAUGUUCCACAAGAUUGAGGAGUCCUUCAAGCACCCAUAUUCCCAGCAUGAAGCCAUCGCCGACACAGCAAACCUGUUGACACAACUCGACACCCUGGCGACCCAGGCAAAGACCACUGGCUUUGGCGCCCUGACCAUGCUCCCAACCUCCCCAACCGUCGUCUCCACUCCCUCGGCCUCAACAACUUUCGUCGCCGGAACUCCCAAACCGUCCUUCAUGUCCCCACGCAUGCAAAACCAUAUUCACAGCAACCACCACCAUAAUACCGCCUCUUCCUCCAGCAAUAACAAUACCACUAACAAUAUUACAAAUGUCGCCGCCGGAUCGACAAAUAGCUCGAACCUCGAUAUACAAAUGCUAUCCCCGGGAGCACCUACCAGUCUCGUCGCCACACCCGCGGGCUCCACGCCUCUACCUGUGCCUUCAAUACCCUCCACAACUGCAUCAUUAUCAAAUACCAAUACGAUGUCAUCCACAACCGCAUUAUCACCCAUCCCGAUCUUCGACACCCUUAUGUCUUCUGACUCUUCUUCAGCAACAGCAUUACCAGGAACGAUAGGAGCAGGAGCGACCAUCCCAGCCAGCACCGGUGCCCCUGCAGGCGAUCCCGCAUCAUUACCAGCAUCAGUAUCCACACCCAUGAACCCCGCCACACCCGCGACACCUUCGGCAACCAUGUCCGUCAUCCCAACCGUCGCCCUCGCUCAGAUGAUGGACGCGAGGCAAAAGGAUGUCACAGCACUUUAUGCCGAGAAACGGAGACUCAAGAUCAACCUCAACAUUGCUGCUCGUCAAAGCAAGCCCUAG
Molecule: messenger RNA, 954 nt
Organism: Gamsiella multidivaricata
Lineage: Eukaryota; Fungi; Mortierellomycota; Mortierellomycetes; Mortierellales; Mortierellaceae
Exons: 3
Coding region: 1-954 (317 amino acids)
Source: RefSeq, a predicted model, not a curated record